AGGGUACAACUUACAAGUAGACAAUAGGAGUUGCACGAAGUCACUCGAAUAAAAAAUAACACAGCACUUGCAAUCGGAAAAUGAUGUCAAACACUCCUCUCCGAUCACCAUCAGAUUCCGACGACAGCGAUCACGACUCUUCCACCUCCACCUCCAUCAAUCCUCUCCGCCACGCAGAUCUCUCCUCAACCAUCUUCCGAUCAUACAUCGAAAUUAGCGGCAACUCAUCGCCAGACCUCACAAAGAUCCAAUCUUUCUUAACUUCCUCACGCGCUGGCGCACUCUCUUGCCUCAUUUGCCUCGAACGCAUCAAACCCACUGACCCCACUUGGUCUUGCACCUCCCGUUGCUUUGAUGUCUUUCAUUUGCUCUGUAUUCAAAGCUGGGCUCGUCAGUCUUCUGAUCUUGCUUCCGCACGCGCCUCCACGCGCCUCCCCAUUUCCGCCUCCGUGGCGGCUUCUGAUACUCAUGCUAUUUGGAACUGCCCCAAAUGUAGAAGUGAGUAUUCUAAGAGUAAUAUACCUAAAACUUAUUAUUGUUUUUGUGGGAAAGUUGAGAACCCGGUUCGUGAUCCCUGGGUGUUGCCACAUUCUUGCGGUGAGAUUUGUGGGAGGGAUUUGUUUGAUAAAUGUGGACAUUGCUGUUUGUUGUUGUGUCAUCCUGGCCCGUGUCCUUCGUGUCCUCAAUUGGUGAAAAGUGUGUGUUUUUGUGGCAAAAUUCGUGAUGUUAGGCGUUGCGGUGCUAAGGAUUUUUCAUGUGAUGGUGUUUGUUCGAAGAGGUUGGAUUGUGAGAGACAUAAAUGUGGUGAGAUUUGUCAUGACGGGGAGUGUCCACCUUGCCGAGAGCGUGGGGUUUACAGGUGUCAAUGUGGGAAGGUGGAAGAGGAGAGGGAGUGUUAUGGGAGGAGUUUUAGGUGUGAGGUUGCUUGUGGGAAGUUGCUUGGUUGUGGGAAGCAUGUUUGUGAAAAAGGGUGUCAUAAGGAGGAAUGUGGGGAAUGUCCGUUUCAGGGUAGAAGGAUGUGCCCGUGUGGUAAGAGGGUUUAUCAAGGAAUGGCUUGUGAUGUGGUUGUGCCAUUGUGUGGAGCAACUUGUGAGAAGAUGUUAAGUUGUGGUUUACACAGGUGUCCCGAGCGAUGUCAUAGAGGAUCUUGUGCGGAGACUUGUAGAACUGUUGUUACAAAGUCAUGCAGGUGUGGGAGCUUGAAGAAACAGGUUCCUUGUUAUCAAGACUUGGCAUGUGAAAGAAAGUGUCAGAGUCUAAGGGAUUGUGGACGGCAUGCUUGCAAGCGCCGUUGCUGUGAUGGGGAUUGCCCACCAUGUUCAGAGAUUUGUGAUAGGAAGCUUCGUUGUAGGAACCACAAAUGCCCGUCUCCAUGUCACAGAGGUUCUUGUGCACCUUGUCCUGUGAUGGUGAAGAUUUCAUGUUUCUGUGGUGAGACACACUUUGAGGUUCCUUGUGGCACUGAAAAAGAACAAAAGCCUCCUAAAUGUCGUAAACUAUGUCGCAUUGCUUCUAUGUGUAGGCAUGGAUUGAAUCGCAAGCCGCACAGAUGCCAUUAUGGAGCCUGCCCUCCUUGUCGUUUGAUAUGUGAAGAAAAAUACCCAUGUGGCCAUAAGUGCAAUUUAAGCUGUCAUGGUCCUAAACCUCCUCCAAAUCCUGAAUUUACAUUGAAGCCGAAGUCAAAAAAGUAUAUUCGUCCCAGUGAAAGCACACCUGGGUUGCCCUGCCCUCCAUGCCCUGAACUUGUUUGGCGGUCAUGUCGUGGCCGUCAUGUUGGAGCCGAAAGGAUGAUGGUAUGCUCAGAUAGAAGAGAGUUCAGUUGUGACAAUCUGUGUGGCAAUCUUCUACGUUGCGGAAAUCAUUAUUGUACUAAAAUUUGCCAUGCAUUAAAGAACCAAUCUCCUGUACCUGAAAGAGGCGAGUCUUGUGAAGAUUGUGACCUUCCUUGCCAAAAGGAUAGGAUCCCUGCAUGCUCACAUCAUUGCCCAUUAAAAUGUCAUGGCAAAGAGUGUCCUCCAUGCAAAGUGCUGAUCAAGCGUUCAUGUCACUGUGGGUCUAUGGUCCAUGUAUUUGAGUGCAUAUACUACAAUAGCUUGUCUGAAAGUGAGCAACUGAAAGUUCGUUCAUGUGGUGGACCCUGCCACAGAAAAUUACCUAACUGUACACAUCUGUGCCCAGAAACCUGUCAUCCUGGUCAGUGCCCAUCACCUGAAAAGUGCGUGAAAAAGGUUACUGUUCGUUGCGGGUGUCAAACAUUGAAAAAGGAGUGGUUGUGUAAGGAUGUACAAAUGGCUUAUUGCCAUGAUGAUCGUGAUCCAAAAGAAAUUCCUAAAUCUCAGUUUGGAUUGGGACUUCUUCCUUGCAAUUCAGAUUGCAGAAAAAAAGUAACUCCUGCUGAUUCAGAAUUAAAAUUCCGUAAAUCGGAAGUUCUUGAGAAGGAAGAACCCGAGAAAAACUUGCCAAAACGUAGAAGAAGGCGUGCACGAUUAGAGGAAGGCCAGAAAGUUUCAAGACUGCAGAACAUGUUUGCGACUAUAAAGCGGGUAUUUCUGCUAGCUGUGUUCAUCAUUUCGCUGAUUGCUAUAGCAUAUUUUGGUUACAAAGGCCUCUUGAGGCUUUCUGACUGGAUGAAUGAAAUGGAAGUCCAAAGACAGCGAAAGAGACGCCCACGAAUCUGAUCAUGCACGGAACUUCAAACUUUCCAAUAUUUGUAUUCGGGAAAUUUGCCCAACUCUUAUAUUUACAUAUUUGAAGUUAUAUGUGUAGCCCUCAAAGUCACAUUUUAUUUUAAAUCAUUUGUAAAUUAGAGAAAGAGCCUUUAUGUGCUUGAGCUUAACUGAUUGUUCCAGGUUUGCUGUGAAGACUUAACAAUUGGAAGAAGAAAAAGCUACCAUGGAAUUAGCAUGGGCAAAACAGUUAAUAAGAAAACUGGGAAUUCUCAUUGUUCUUGGUUCAUCUAGUAUAUCAUAUGUAAUCAACAUGAUAUUGUAGACAAAGUAAUUCAUGUAUUUCUUGACAAGAAUGUAAUGUUAUGCUACUUUUUGUAAAGACAAGAAUGUAAUGCUA
This is a messenger RNA of Daucus carota subsp. sativus, 3066 nucleotides long. Its product is annotated as NF-X1-type zinc finger protein NFXL2. Bases 81 to 2678 code for a protein of 865 amino acids. Gene Ontology annotation, molecular function: DNA-binding transcription factor activity, RNA polymerase II-specific; zinc ion binding; RNA polymerase II transcription regulatory region sequence-specific DNA binding. The transcript is spliced from 13 exons. NCBI's taxonomy places the organism in Eukaryota, Viridiplantae, Streptophyta, Magnoliopsida, Apiales, Apiaceae. The record is from RefSeq and is a predicted model, not a curated record. Gene Ontology annotation, biological process: regulation of DNA-templated transcription. Gene Ontology annotation, cellular component: nucleus.